Molecule: messenger RNA, 1093 nt
Organism: Chiroxiphia lanceolata (lance-tailed manakin)
Lineage: Eukaryota; Metazoa; Chordata; Aves; Passeriformes; Pipridae
Product: T-cell surface glycoprotein CD1b-3-like
Exons: 5
Coding region: 72-1067 (331 amino acids)
Biological process (GO): antigen processing and presentation, endogenous lipid antigen via MHC class Ib; positive regulation of T cell mediated cytotoxicity; antigen processing and presentation, exogenous lipid antigen via MHC class Ib
Cellular component (GO): external side of plasma membrane
Molecular function (GO): lipopeptide binding; exogenous lipid antigen binding; endogenous lipid antigen binding
Source: RefSeq, a predicted model, not a curated record
AAGCGUUGGACCCCAACGUUCUUCCUCUUCCCACAGUCACUGCUGCUGCUUCUUCAUCCCCUGAAUGCACCAUGCAGCCCCCUCACCUCUUCCUCUUUCUCCCCCUCCUCCUCCCUGGGAUGUGGGCAGACCCAGAAGCAGAGCCACAGGUUCUCCAGUACCUCCUGACCGGCCUCUUUGCUGACAUGACCUCUGCUGAGGUGUCAACGAUGGCAGUCCUGGGGGAUGUGCCCAUCUUUGCACUGGAUCCUGCCAACUGGAGCGUCCGCUUCCACUGGCCCUGGGUCAGCCAGGCCGCGGCCGAGGGUGACACUGAGAAGCUGAUGUCCCAAAGUCAAAUGGCUCUGCGCAAUAUGGUCCGACAUGUGCAUGACAAAGUCCAGCAGACAGAAAUGGACUACCCUCUGGUGGUCCAAAUCCGUGCGGGCUGUGAGCUGCACCCCAACACAUCAAGCUGGGGCUUCCUGCAUGUCGGGGAAGGUGGCAAAGACCUUGUAGCUUUUGAGGUGGAUGAAGAGCGCUGGGAGAUGCAGCAGGCAUCCCAGCUGGCAGAGCAGGUCAUCAGGGACCUAAACAGAGCAACAUCCGUCAAAGUACUCCUGGAGUACCUCCUGUCCUUCAUCUGCCAGAGCCAAAUCCGCACCCUGAACAGGUAUGGGAGGGCCACUCUGGAGAGACAAGAGCUGCCCGUGGCCACGGUCUUUGCCCGCACGCCCAGCCCACACCAGCUGCUGCUGGUUUGCCAUGUCACCGCCUUCUACCCCCGGCCCAUCAGUGUGGCCUGGCUGAGGGAUGGCCAGGAGGUGCCUCCGGGCCCGCAGCUCAACACCAGCCCCGUCCUGCCCAACGCUGACCUCACCUACCAGCUCUCCAGCGUCCUGGCCGUGGCCCCCCAGGACGGGCACAGCUACGCCUGCCGCGUGCGCCACCGCAGCCUGGGCACCCGCAGCCUCCUCGUCCCCUGGGAGAAUCUCAGCACAGCUCCAACCAUCAGCCUCACCAUCGCAGUGCUGCUCCUGGGUUCCACAGCCUCUGCCGGGGGAUUUUGGUGGUGGAAGCGCAGGUGAACUCUCCUUCCCAUUGCCUGCUCUAA